Spirodela intermedia is the source of this 1317-nucleotide messenger RNA. The record is from the annotation of a GenBank genome assembly. Lineage: Eukaryota; Viridiplantae; Streptophyta; Magnoliopsida; Alismatales; Araceae.
AUGGCCGACGCAUUCCCCAAGUUCCGCCCGCCGGAACUGGCGGAGCUCGCCGUCUCCUACGACGGCCUCCAGUUCUGGCAGUUCAUGGUGGCGGGCUCCGUCGCCGGUGUGGUGGAGCACACGGCCAUGUUCCCGGUGGACACCCUCAAAACCAGGAUGCAGGCGCAGAGGCCCCCCUGCCGGCAGCCGGCGAGUCUCCGGCGGGUCCUGUCCGGCAUCCUCAAGCUCGAGGCCCCCCUCUCUCUUUACAGAGGCAUCAGCGCCAUGGGGCUCGGUGCCGUCCCCGCCCAUGCCGUCUACUUCUCCGUCUACGAGGCCUCCAAGGAGUUCCUCACCGGGGGGAACCCUAACAGCGUGGGGAACCCCGCCCAUCCUGUAGGAUACGGUGAACCAGCGGCUGCAGCUGAGGGGGAGCCGCUACAGAGGGGCCAUGGACUGUGUGCGCAAGCUUCUGCGAGAGGAGGGGACGAGGGCCUUCUUGGUCUCCUACAGGACCACCGUUGUGAUGAACGCCCCCUUCACCGCCGUCCACUUCUCCACCUACGAGGCCGCGAAGAGGGCACUGACGGAGGUGUCGCUGGCGACCGCCGCGGGCGACGAGGAGAGGCUGGUGGUCCACGCCACCGCCGGCGCCGCCGCUGGCGCGUUGGCCGCCUUCGUCACUACACCUCUGGAUGUGGUGAAGACCCAGCUUCAGUGCCAGGUACUAUUUCUCCCUCCCUCCAUCUACAAGGAACUCCAUGAAAUUCUACUUGAUCAACUAGUAUAUAUCGAUUGAACAAGAAAGGAUCUUGAUCCUCGAAUCCGUCAUCUGAUGAUUGUCUGCUACACCUUUCCGCUGAAUUCCCGACAGCACUAGAAUUCCUCCUGUUUGAAGGAUCAUGAAGCUCCAUCAAGGGAUAUCCAGAGUAUUGAUUUUUUUCUUCGAAGAAAAAAAACGUCGAUAGAUGGAAUUUCUGUUCCUCAUUUUCAUCGUCUCGCUGACAUUGGGAUCAAUGAAUCGGAUGAUGGCUCGUGGAUUCAUCCUCUGAAACCCUAGCCUGGGAAGGACCCGGGAGGCAAGAAGGAGACUGUGAGUGGGGCGCUAACUUUUCUGUUCAUUUUGGGGUUGACCAACAGGGGGUCUGCGGCUGCGAGAGAUUCUCCGGCGGGUCGAUUUUGGAGGAGGUGAGGAGCAUCGUGAGAAGAGACGGCUACGUGGGGCUGGCGAGGGGGUGGAGGCUGCGGAUGCUGUUCCACGCCCCCGCCGCCGCCGUCUGCUGGUCAACCUACGAGGGCGCCAAGGCCUUCUUCCAGGAGGUCAACCAGACCGCCUGA